CUUUUUUCCUCGACCUUUCUUCGCGACGUGCGCUUGGACCAAGAAGAAAGCAAGCAAGCCAUGUCGGCGAGCACAGCAGAGGGGAGCGUCCCUCCGCCAACACAAGCACAGGAUGCAGGCUCGUCGUCGUCGUCGUCGUUGUCGUCCUCUUCGCAGGGUGAGAAGAAGAGCCUGCGCUCGGCGCUGCUCGAGUCGAACCCGUACUUCAACGCCGGCUUCGGCCUCAUGAUCAUCGGCACCGUCCUCGCAGUCGCGCGGCGGGGCACCACGUUUGCUGCGGGAGCCGCACAGCGCAGGCUGCUCAUCUCGCUCGAGAUCCCGUCCAAGGACAGGGCCCAUCCGUGGUUCCUCCACUGGAUGGGCGCCCAGGCAAAGGCACAGGCGAUGCGCCAGGCCGGUCUCCUGGGCCACGGUGCCAAGCGGGGCGAGAGCCUGCGCGAGUUCAUUGGGAUAGGCGGUGGCGCUCAGGGAGAAGUGACACAAACAGGGACAGGGAUAGGGACAGGGACAGGGACAGGAAAGGGAAAGGGAAAGGGGAGAGAGGUAGACGAAGACGGUAUCGAGGACCCGCUCAUGGCCAAGGGCUCGCGCGCAUCGCCGAUUCGCAUCUUUUCGCAUGAGCUGUCGGUUGAGACACAGCAGCUGCAACAGCAGCAGCAGCAACAGCGCCAAGGAAGUGAUACGGGAGACGAGACGUCGCGGGCGAGCUUCAGCCUGGUGCCGGGGCCGGGCACCCACUGGUUCCGCUACAAGGGCUGCUGGAUGCGCCUGCAGCGAGAGCGCAACUCAAAGAUGGUCGACCUCAACACGGGCGCGCCCUGGGAGACGGUGACGCUGACGACGCUGCGCUCCCACGCCCAUCUCUUCACCUCGCUCCUCGCCGAGGCCAAGCAACUGGCCAUGGCGAGCACCGAGGGCAAGACGAUCAUCUACACGGCCUGGGGCGCCGAGUGGCGGCCGUUUGGCCAGCCGCGGCGCGCGCGGACGCUCGAGAGCGUGGUGCUCAAGCACGGCAAGCGCGAGGCCGUCGAGGCCGACGUCAAGCGCUUCAUGGAGCGCGGCUGGUGGUACGCACAGCGCGGGAUCCCCUACCGGCGCGGCUACCUCCUCCACGGCUCGCCCGGCAGCGGCAAGUCGUCGUUCAUCACCGCCCUCGCCGGCCAGCUCGAUCUGUCCAUCUGCCUCCUCAACCUGUCCGAGCGCGGGCUGACCGACGACAAGCUCAACUUCCUCCUGUCCAAUGCGCCACAGCGCUCGAUCUUGCUCCUCGAGGACGUCGACGCCGCCUUUCUCGGCCGACAGGGCGCACCCGAGGCCGACGGCUACCAGUCCAGCGUCACCUUCAGCGGCCUACUCAAUGCCCUCGACGGCGUGGCUAGCGGCGAGUCGCGCAUCAUCUUUAUGACGACCAACCACGUCGAGCGCCUCGACCCGGCCCUCAUCCGGCCGGGCCGCGUGGACAUGAUUGAGGAGCUGGGCGAUGCCGAGAGCGACCAGGUCGAGGAGCUCCUCUGGCGCUUCUACCGUAGAGACAGACCCGAGGGCGAGCAACUGGCACCAGAGAUUGGGUCAGCUGAGGAGGGUGAGGAGGACAGCACUCAACAAGCCAAGUGGGACCAAGAGGUGCGGGGUCUGGCCAAGGAGCUGGCCCGUGCUGUUGAGGAGGAGGCACUCCGGCGGCGAGCCGCGGUGGGCCUUGAUGCAUCCGGCCGCGUCUCCUCACCCUCUUCUUCUUCUUCCUUUUCGGUGGAGACAGAGGUGCGACGGCAGCUGGCAGGCGCGAGCACGGUGCGACCGAUGCCCGCAUCACGCGGCGGCGUCAGCAUGGCCGAGCUCCAGGGCCUCUUUAUUCGCUUCCCAGACGACCCCCGCGCCGCCGUCGAUGCAUUCCGGCAAGAGAGCAGCAGCAGCAGUGUCCGUGGCAGUACUGUUGAUGCUAGCACAAGCCCAGCUUGAAUGCCAUUUCUCCCGUUUGUCUGCCAUCAUCAUCAUCAUCAUCAUCAUCAUCAUCAUCAUCAUCAUCAGUCUAAGCC
Messenger RNA from Acaromyces ingoldii, 2033 nucleotides. RefSeq lists its product as hypothetical. NCBI's taxonomy places the organism in Eukaryota, Fungi, Basidiomycota, Exobasidiomycetes, Exobasidiales, Cryptobasidiaceae. Gene Ontology annotation, molecular function: ATP hydrolysis activity; ATP binding. The transcript has a single exon. Gene Ontology annotation, cellular component: mitochondrial inner membrane. Gene Ontology annotation, biological process: protein insertion into mitochondrial inner membrane from matrix; mitochondrial respiratory chain complex III assembly. Bases 61 to 1956 code for a protein of 631 amino acids. The record is from RefSeq and is a predicted model, not a curated record.